AUGGCGGGAUUUGGUGGCGGCCAUUGCUUCCCGUAUCCGCUCUCCGCUGUCAUUCCGCUGCUUGCUUUCGUUCAUGUGUUUCUUGCUUUCAUUGCCACUCUUCAGUUGUUGAGGAUUCACUUGAGAAGUUCAGAGCAUGGUUGGACUCGGCAAAAAGUGUUUCAUCUAUUGAUUGGCUCUUCUAACUUGGGUUACUUCAUUUAUUUGGCAUUGAUACUUCUUGCUUCUUGCAAGGGAUGGACAUAUUGGUCACAGUCUUUUGGUUUCAUUUUUAUGGCACUCCCCAAAGUACUUUUUUUUGCAGCAUUUCUUCUUCUUUUAUCCUUCUGGGUUGACCUAUGCCAUCAGCCAAACGAUGACGAUGACUAUGAAGGAAGUUUUUCUGAGGAACCUUUGCUGGGAAAGUCUCCAUAUGAGGCAAAUUUAACAAACAGGGAUAGACAUAGAAAGUGUUUUCCUAUUCGUUUUUCUCGUCUCGGACACCGUCAAAAGAUUGUGUUUUUGGUUAUGUUGCUAGUUCUCAUCACCAUAAUGGCAUUUGCUGUAAUAAUCUGGAUCGGGCUAGGAAAGAAUCGCAUUGACUCUGAAGUAGCAGCUCGGGUAUACCUGGAUGUGUCUGCUAUUGGAAUGCUUCUCUUAGGAGGAGCGCUGGCAUGUUAUGGAAUCCUAUUAUGCUUGAAGAUGAGAAAAGUGAGAGCUGAGAAACCUUCAUCUGAAAUGGGGAAGGUUGCAGGUUUAACUAUGGUCUCUGUACUAUGCUUCACAUCAAGUUCCUGUGUAGAACUUCUUACGGACAUUCCUAUGAUGUUUCACUGGCAUCAGCAGCGCAUGGAUGAUGUUUAUUCCUCUCUACUACUGAUUUUGUAUUUUUUUGUGGGUUCAUCAAUACCUUCAGCAGUGGUGAUGUGGGUAAUGAGAGAAUUACCACCUGCAGAAGAUACUGGAUCACUAGAAGAAUCAAGUAUAAUUGCUUUUGUUGCUAAUAGUUCAGUUGAUGUUCAUCAUCCUCAGCGCUGGACUACUGCAACAAGCACACAAAAUCAGACAUCAAGAGCUAGUCCUAUAUGA
Messenger RNA from Lathyrus sativus (Indian pea), 1068 nucleotides. Lineage: Eukaryota; Viridiplantae; Streptophyta; Magnoliopsida; Fabales; Fabaceae. The record is from the annotation of a GenBank genome assembly.